Molecule: messenger RNA, 1560 nt
Organism: Cotesia congregata
Lineage: Eukaryota; Metazoa; Arthropoda; Insecta; Hymenoptera; Braconidae
Source: the annotation of a GenBank genome assembly
AUGGGUGAAGAUUUAAAACAAAUUAUAAUUGAUUUGAAUAAAUUUUUGAAUAAAAAUUUAUCAUUGAUAUCUUUCAAGGCGCUUACACCUACAGAUCUAUUACAACUACUGAGUGAUGUGCUGUCAAAAAUAACAGAGACACCAAGGAUUAACAUAAUCGAUGAGAAUAUUGAACAAUCAACUAUGCGAAUUUUGUCGAUAUUAAAAAUACUCAAGUAUCAAACAAAUAAAGAUUUUUCAUUAUUUAGACAAAGAUUGAGUAAAGGAGACCAAGAUACUAUUUGUGGUAUUUUGCAAUGGCUUUUUAAAAAUAUCGAUAUCGCACAAAAGCGAGCUUAUUUAUCAAGAUUUUUAAUAAAAAUUGAAGUACCGGCAGAAUAUUUGCAAGACGCUGAAACAUCGGCAUUAUAUGAAAGAUAUUUAGAACUAGUUGAAGAAUUUAAGAUUGUACACAAAGAACGUGAAGCUGGUAUAAAAGGAAAUGAAGCAGCCGCUGAACUUAAAUCUGAUUUACGAGCUAUGGAAAAAGAACGCCAAUCUUUGCAACAGCGAUUACAAGAAGAAGUGAUGAUUCUCAUGGCGAUUUACAACGAAAAAAUGUCCAAAGAACUAUCUGCAUUGAAGUUGCGUGUCAAUGCACUGAACAAUGUCGUAAAUACGCCUUACAUUGGUCCAGAUGACAUAAUCAAGCUUCGCCAGCAACUAGACGUGUUAGUACGCGAAAUCCAGACUCUUGCAGAGAGCAAAAUCACCGAAAACGGAAGCGAGAAGAUAACUCCAUUCAGACAGCAGGCAGCAGCAAUCGCUGGAAUAAAACGCACCACCCUUGAUAAGCUGGAAAAGAAUGAAAAUGACCUAGCUGAGUUUACUAUAAAGCUGGAAAACAAACGCGCUAAGACAAAACACUUGGCUGAAGAUUCGAUGCCCAAAGGUGAAGAUCUAAAGCGCUAUGUCGCGCGUUUGAAGACCAAAAGCGGGAUGUACAAGCGCUGCAGAGCUGAAUUGGCGGAACUUAGAGCUGAAGGCGGUAUCUUGAGUCGCACUGAUAUUAUUUUGGAGAAUCAAUUGAAUCUGAAGCCUCUAAGACAAAAAAAUUAUGACGUUGAUGAUAAAUACGAACGCGCAAAGCGCAGCUAUGAUUCUAUUGCUUCAAGUACACAGAAUGCAAUAUCCAACUUGAUCAAUGAAGUUGAAAGUACUAGGAAGCUUAUAGAAGAGAACGCGCAAGAAAUGACGGAGCUUCAGAAAAAAAUUGCGAAAAUGAAGAAAAUACAGCAGAAUAUCCAAGAUGAAGUUCGAUCUUACGCAAACCCUAAUGGCGAAAAGUCUCUUCAGGAUAAGUUGAACGAGUCUAUAAUCAGUGAAGAGAAGAAAUAUAAAUUGUUGAAAGAUAAAGAAAAAAGUUUGAAGGAAUUACUUAAGCAGAGUGUCAGUCAAACUCACCAAUGGACAAGUCUUAUUUCAAUAUUCAAAUCAAAAAUUGAAAACUUUGCUGAAAACAAACGAAGAGAUGGUAUUGUUUUACGAAAAGAUGGAACUGAAACUCUAAUUUUAGAAUAA